Molecule: messenger RNA, 1179 nt
Organism: Musa acuminata AAA Group (dessert banana)
Lineage: Eukaryota; Viridiplantae; Streptophyta; Magnoliopsida; Zingiberales; Musaceae
Product: pathogenesis-related genes transcriptional activator PTI6-like
Exons: 1
Coding region: 208-1083 (291 amino acids)
Biological process (GO): regulation of DNA-templated transcription
Molecular function (GO): DNA binding; DNA-binding transcription factor activity
Source: RefSeq, a predicted model, not a curated record
UCUCUCCUCCUUCCUUAUCCUUGCUUGGUCUCCGGAAUAAACCCUCGUUAAAACCCUGGCUCGAUCUUUCCUCCCUUCUUUACGUAGAAGAUUUUGUCGGUCUGUGAUCCGGAAAGAGGAUGAACUCGCUUCUGGUUACUUCGAUCGGGAGUCGUUGAAGUGAGAGGGGGGGGGGGGGGGGGUCUCUUUUUGGCUUUGACGUGGUUGAUGAUACUGCGAGUUUGCCGCCGGCCGUCUGAUCCGUGGCUUCGUGCUAUGAAUCCGACGGUCCUCGGCGCCGCGGUGAAGUUCUCCGAGAAAGUCACCACCACCAGAAAGACGGUACCGGCGGCGACGAGUGGUCGCCGGGAGAGGCUCGUGCUCAUCCACUGCACCGACGCCGACGCUACUGAUUCCUCUUCCAGCGAUGACGAGGGGCCUUCCGGGACCGCAUGUCGCCGCGUGAAGAGGCAUGUCCUGAAGAUCGGGAUCGCGGCCGACCCCUGCCGCGCGCCGCUCAAACGGCGGCCGCCCACGAGGGCGGUGGACCCCAGCUGCCGGAAGCGGUUCCGAGGCGUACGGCAGAGGCCCUGGGGCAGGUGGGCGGCGGAGAUCCGCGACCCGACGCGGCGGAAGCGGGUGUGGCUCGGUACCUUCAACACCGCGGAGGAGGCGGCCGCCGUGUACGACGACGCGGCCGUCAGGCUGAAGGGCGCCAAGGCCGUGACCAACUUCCCCGUCGUGAAGGACACGUCGGCUGGCGUCGACGGCAACGAAUCCACCUCCUCCGCCAGGGACGACGCCUCGGACAACCCGUUCCCCUCCCCGACCUCCGUCCUCCGCAACGGCGCCGACCAGACGCCGUUCGACUUCCUCGGCUACGGCGACGUCGACGCCUUCGGGUUCAGCAUCGACCCGCCGCAGUACACAGGCGAGUUCUACCUGCCGAGACGGCCGUGCGGCGAGGCGGCCGGGGACGAGUUCGCCGAGUUCGACGCGGACUUCUUCCUGUUCGAGGCUGCAGCUUCCAAUGUCUUAAAUGACAAUACUACCCUUCAACAGGGGUCUUUUCCAUUUCUUAUCCAGUUAAAACCGGAGUAUUAGUGUGUUAUACCGAGCGAGUACCGUAAGCGGCGGAAAUGUUACCAUUGCACUGUAUGUCUGUUGUGAAGAGAUAUUGUCGUUGAAAGUCGUACUGCA